ACCCUGAAUUUUGUUGUCUUUCAUUCAAAUAAUUGUAAAACCCCACCGGCCACCCUUUUCUUCGUUGUCACUCUGCAAAGUUCGGGGGUUGGAGCUGGGUCAAUAGAAACUACAAAUAACAAUGCUUUCUUCAAUUACCUCUCAACGGCUGAGACCCUUUCUUCUUCUUCAUCUCCGUCACGCUCAAAUCCUCCUAUAUUCCUCUCUUCCUCACUCUGUUUCCACCAAACCCAUUUCGAUUCACAACCCUACUAACCCAGAACCGCAAUCAAGUUCAACAAUUUAUGACCACACCACGGUGCGUGAAACGCUUUCUUCUUACUGCAAUGACUGGAAGAAAGCCUUGGACUUCUUUAACUGGCUGGAAACUGAAUGUCACUUCCUACACACCACUGUAACCUACAAUCGCAUGCUUGACAUUCUUGGUAAGUUCUUUGAGUUUGAGCUCUGUUGGAACUUAAUUCAAAAAAUGAAGCAGAACCCAGUUUCUGUUCCUGAUCAUACUACAUUUCGCAUACUGUUUAAGAGGUAUGUAUUGGCACACCUUGUAAAGGAAGCUAUAGAUACUUAUAAUAGAUUGGAAGAGUUUGGUUUGAAGGAUGAGACCUCCUAUUGUAAUCUUAUUGAUGCUCUUUGUGAGUAUAAGCAUGUGAUUGAAGCCCAAGAAUUGUGUUUUUGGAAGAACAAAGAUUUGGGCUUUGAUAAGAGUACUAAGCUCUAUAAUUUACUUCUUCGUGGGUGGUUGAAAAUGGGGUGGUGGGGUAAGUGUAGGGACUUUUGGGAAGAGAUGGAUAGGAGAGGUGUUCGUAAAGAUUUGCAUUCGUAUUCAAUAUAUAUGGAUAUAUUAUGCAAGAGUGGAAAGCCGUGGAAGGCUGUGAAGUUGUACAAGGAGAUGAAGAACAAAGGGAUCAAACUGGAUGUGGUGGCAUAUAAUACAGUUAUUCGUGCCAUUGGUCUUUCUGAUGGUGUUGAUUUUUCAAUGAGGUUGCUAAGGGAGAUGAAGGAAUUGGGUUGUCAACCAAAUGUCGGGACCUAUAAUACAAUUAUAAAGCUUUUGUGCGAGAAUGGGAGAUGUAAGGAGGCAUUUUCGUUGCUUCAUCAAAUGCCUAGGAUGGGAUUACUACCAGAUGUGAUAACAUAUCAUUGCAUUUUUAAGCAUCUAGAGAAGCCAAAUGAGAUUCUUAGACUGUUUGAUAGGAUGACUGAAAGUGGGGUUCAACCAAAGAUGGACACUUUUGUGAUGCUUAUGAGGAAGUUUGGAAGAUGGGGAUUCCUCAGACCAAUGUUUCUUGUGUGGAAUAGGAUGGAAAAACUUGGGUGUAGUCCUGAUGAGUCUGCUUACAAUGCUUUAAUCGAUGCUCUGGUGGAAAAAGGUAUGUUAGACAUGGCUAGGCAGUAUGAUGAAGAGAUGCUAGCAAAGGGUCUUUCAGCUAAGGCAAGGGAGGAGUUGGGGACGAAAUUAGUGAGCAGUGAAUCUGAUGAUGGGUAAUUGCAAUAUGAUUUUGAUGCUUCGAAAGUACCUACAUAGCAUCUGGAAUACACAGGCAUUUCCACCUGCAUUUUUCUGUUGAAAAGAAAAUGGGAGCUAAGGAAUACCAUCUGAAUAAUGCAAACAGUGCUGAAGGAUAUGGUAUUUAUGGCUCCCAGAUACAUAUUAUUGUGAAGUUGUGCAGCUGAGAACAUUGGUUACACUGAGUUUGGGGUGGUAACCGCAGAUCAUUCGACGACCUUUUGUGCUGAGCUUGUCAUAGCACGGACACCUAUUUCCUGCUCAUAAUAAAACUAAAUGUUAAAGACCUUUUUGAUCUAGGACAUGGAUGUGUGGGUAAAUUUGCCUGCAAAGCUGAUAUUUGGAGCCCAGAAGCAUGGCUUCCAUUGGUUCAGAAGUAGGAAAAAUGUGGGGAGAGGAUAUUCUUGUCAGUGCCCUUGGUCUUGACGAUGCGUUGGAAUUGUUUCCAAAUUUAGAUUCCUAGGACAUAGUUGUUCAUCCAUUUUGUCUUCCACUCUAACAGUCAUGGAAACCCUUUGAUGAUAUUAAGCAAGUUGCCAGUGGUGACAGUAUGCAAGUUGCUGUAUUGGUGUCUAGCUGCACACUGAUAUGGGUAACUUUAUCGUCUCUUUCGGGACAUCUUAUAACAAUUUUUCUUCUUGUUUCCUUUUUUAGUUGCUGGGGAGGGGUGUUCUCAGUUUGUAACAAUUCCUUAUUGGGAAAACUUCUCAAUCGAUUCCUAAUGAGCAAUUAAAUUUAGAGUGAGAAACAUUUUUGCUUGUGUC
Messenger RNA from Prunus dulcis (almond), 2274 nucleotides. Its product is annotated as pentatricopeptide repeat-containing protein At1g80550, mitochondrial. Bases 122 to 1489 code for a protein of 455 amino acids. The transcript has a single exon. NCBI's taxonomy places the organism in Eukaryota, Viridiplantae, Streptophyta, Magnoliopsida, Rosales, Rosaceae. Gene Ontology annotation, molecular function: protein binding. The record is from RefSeq and is a predicted model, not a curated record.